CAACGCGGCGCGGCGCAGCCCAGACACCCGGGCGGCUGUGCAAGGCCCCUAGUCCUCGCCGCAUCCCUGCAAGAACUAGGAAGGGAGGUAGAGAGAGAGAGGCGCUUGCCUCGCCUUUCUUCCUCCGGAGCAAACGCAGGGCCGGUUUUGUCCAGAAUCGCUGCCGCGCCUGGAGAGGGUGGGAGAAACAGCCUGUUGGCGAAACGGGAGCAGGAGCCUGGAAUGAAGCGCCUGGAACAAGAGUCUCCAUUCACCCGUCGCCCCGAGAGGAGAUGGCGAGUCAUCUGACCUGAAGUGCCCGUAAUCCCGCUGCUUCUUUUGGGGUACUUUUCAGUGAGUGUUUGAACCGGGACUCUGGUUGCAUUUCAUUUGCCCUGGUAGCUUUGGAGACAUCGCUUCGGAGAGUGUGCAGGAAUCAUCUUAAUGAUGACGGCUAUUCUGGAACGGAUCAGCACCUUGUCCAUCAGUGGACAACAGCUCCGUCAACUUCCUCAGCUCCUAGAAGAAGGUUUUCCCAAGAUGCCUUGCACAGUUAAAGAAUCUGAUGUGCCCCAACUUUUCAGAGAACCCUAUAUCCAAGCUGGCUAUCGCCCCACAGGUCAGGGUUGGCGCUAUUAUUUCUUCAGUCUUUUCCAAAAACAUAACGAGGUUGUUAAUGUUUGGACUCACCUUCUGGCUGCUUUGGCAGUGCUGCUGAGAUUUAAUAUAUUUGCUGAAGCAGAGAACUUGUCUCUAGAGAUCCACUCCUUACCCCUCUUCAUCUUCGUCCUUUCCUCUGUUACAUAUCUGACAUGCAGCCUCUUAGCUCAUCUUUUGCAGUCCAAGUCAGAGAUAUCACACUAUACUUUCUAUUUUGUGGAUUAUGUUGGAGUCAGCAUCUACCAAUAUGGAAGCGCCCUGGCCCAUUUCUACUACAGCUCCGACCAAGCCUGGUAUGACAAAUUUUGGCUUUUCUUCUUGCCAGCAGCUGCUUUCUGUGGAUGGCUCUCGUGUGCUGGCUGUUGCUAUGCUAAGUACCGCUACCGGCGACCCUACCCCAUCAUGAGGAAAGUGUGUCAGGUGAUCCCAGCGGGAUUGGCAUUCAUCUUGGACAUCAGUCCUGUGGCCCACCGUGUGAUUAUGUGCCACCUUGAAGGCUGUGAAGAGUUGGCUGCUUGGUAUCACACCUUCCAGAUACUUUUCUUCCUAGUCAGUGCUUAUUUCUUUUCUUGUCCAGUUCCUGAAAAAUAUUUCCCUGGAUCUUGUGAUAUUGUUGGACAUGCCCAUCAAAUUUUUCACACCUUCCUUGCUAUUUGCACACUCUCACAAUUGGAAGCCAUCUUCUUGGAUUACAAAAACAGGCAAGAUAUCUUAUUCAACCGACAUGGAUCUCUCUCCAUCAUCCUGUCUUGUGGCUCCUUUUUUGGCUUAGUUGCUUGCAGUGCUAUCACUGCACUGUUAUUGCAGCGCAAAAUCAAGGAGGAGCUGGCCAUGAAGGCAUCCUGAGAGACUGACAUAGAAACAGGGUUCAGUCCUGAUGUGCUUGAAGAAAAGUAGGAAGAGGGAAGUUUAUUCAAGUACUGUAUAUAAGUAAAUUAACCAAGUGGUUUUUCUUUCGAAAUUAUAAAUCAACGAAUUGAUUUCAGGCAGGAACUAAUUUAUUAAAUACACCUUAUACCCUAAACAUUUUUACUAACUCUGCCUAUUGCUGGGCAAAGGGCAUUUAGGAUACGAUUGAAGAGUUAUAAAGAUAGAUUUUUCUAAAUGGUCUUUUAUUUAUUUACAGAAAUUUGUAUUAUAUGAAAGAGGAUACUAAUCACUAACUAGAAGAGUAGAGGAUAUAGAUUUGCAUGUUUAUAAAGCUCUUAUCUCAUUGGGAAAUUGGAAUUGUGUCUGGGUUAUACUACUUCAGAAUAUAAACUAGGAUGGGUUUCCAUAAGAGAAAAAGAUUUCUUCACACAUUAGGUCAAAGUUCCUAAUUUAGUAGUUUACAUGUAGGGAAUUUUUUUCAUGUUAAAUCAUAAGGCUCAUUAUUUGCAUCUGAAAGGAUACAUAGUAGUCAUUUAUGACUUUAGUGAUGAUUAGAGCAAAGAUUAUGGUGAAGGUUGACAUAAAUGUUGAUAAUCUCAUUUGGUCCAUUUCAUUUUAGCUGUGGCUUUGAUACCACUGGUAUCUAUACAACUCAAGAAUCUUCCCCCGAGUUGUAAGCUUCAGAAAUAGUAUGGUGGUAGAAUAACUGUCAUAAUUGUCACUGGUUAAUUGAUAGUUGUCACCGGUUAAUCAUUCAAGCCCAGAUUAGCUGAAGCAAAGAAGGGUAGAAUUCUCAAAGGUAGCAGAACUAGUUUCUUCGUGAGUUUUUUUAUGAUGUUAAUAAAGAACUAAUCAUCUAAAAACAUAGGACAAACAGUGCUAUCAUUGCUAUCAAAAUAGGAUGCUAUUUUCAAGGUUUAUAGUGCCGUUCAAAGGCAUUAUUUUACCACUUUAACACUGAUUUAGCAGCUAUAUCUAGUGUUAUUCCUAUUUGUUGUCCAUAAAGCCUCUUCCUAAUUCAUUUCUGCAUACCUUCACUCAUAUUAUUGUCAAAAUAUUAGUUUUCCUGGUUCCUUCCUGAUUUUAGGUAUCAUGUCACUCAAACAAAGCCAUUUGGGACUUUUACAACCCGAAUGUUAUUUUGACAACUAAGAUAAGGGAGUACUUCUUCCCUGUUUCAGCACCGUUAAAUAAUUAGAGGAGAAGUUUUAUUGUAAAAAAAUAUUACAUGGACAAGUACCAUGCCAUAGUAUACAUUGUCCUAACCAGUUUUAUUUGUGCUUUUUAUCACUAGAAGUUGAGUUGUGUUGUGCUUUAAGUCUCAUGUGGUAUUUAACUAUUAAACUUUUAUUUCCUCUCUUCCAAACACAAACACCAUAUCCAAACAGUAAUUGCAGCUGUGGAAUGUUUUAUUUAUUUAAUGUUGUUUCCUGUGAAAUGUUAUUUCCACAUAGCAGACUAGCAUAUAAUUUAAAGGUGUGUGCCAAACUUGGUUUCUGAGGGUGCUGGGAAGUGGAAAUCAUUUUGCACAUGUGGACAUUCAUGACAAUGAGUAACCCCAUUUGCAGUCUGGCAAUGGAACACUCAGAAUUCUAAUUCUAAUUUCCCAUCUUAUUCUCCUUAAUGUGCAAUAUAUCAGUUAUCUAAGAUGUCUAGAUUUACACUUACUCAAAUUUUGGUGAAAAUUAUUAACAUAUAGGUACAAAGAUAAGUGCAGUCCAAGUUGGAUUCAACAAAAAUCAUUAAUAAUAGUUUUUUUAAGUAUUAGAAAUGGGUCCAGUCACAAGAAAUUUAAACCAUUUUCUGCCAACAUAAACACUGAAAAUUUUUGUUAAGAAUAUAUAAACUAUAGGAAGAAAAUAAGUCCAUCAAUUACAUCUGAUGGGCUGUAUGAAAAUUCUUAGUGAUUUUAUAUCACCACCUAGUGGCAUAAUAAACUAAGAUUUUUCUAAUAGCUGGAAUGGCUCUGAGAAUUUUAAUUAGGUUGGUAGUCAGCAGAGAUACUUUUUAUUAAGAUGCUUCUAACUAUAGUCAAUAAAUAGGCCAUGCUUCUUUUUUCAUAGAACAUACUUUAUUCUUACUGUGAACUAAUUUGCAUUAUUUUCUGUAACUUCAUAAAUGAUAUCUUUGUUUCACAAGGAAUUCUGAUUGAACAUGUAUUUUAUGCCUGUAACUUGGUUGCUUACAAAGUGAUAUAGAUUAAAAAGUUCAAGUUGCUCCAAUUUAAUCCAUUGUAAAAUGUAUACUAUAACCAGCAUUAGUCAAACUGCAGAGAUCCUGAAAUAUAAUUUUAAAUAUGAAAGCACUCUUAGAAUGUAUGGCUGGUUAAGAAAAAUUGCUGUGUACUAAGUUUCUUAAAAUUGUCCUUCACACUUUUUCAGAUAUCUGCCUCUGAUAAUUCCCAGGUCCUUUUACUGCUAGUUCUGUAUAUGCACAAAAUGUUAUAAUUAGGACUGAUGAAUCCAAGUGAAUGUGUUAUUAUUAGAAACAAAUGUGAUAAAUAAAAGGACUCCUUUUUAGCACGUUUCAAAGAGUUGGUUCAGAAUGUGUAGGAAGGACACCUUUUCAAAUAGUUAAAGCAGCCAUGUCUUGAAAAAGGUUCAUGUAGCUAUUUCAAGAGCUAAUCCUGACUGAUUGUGCAUACUUGUGCUUGCACAACCACUUUCCUUUAUUCCCCGCAAGCCCAGUGAUGCAGAGAUCACAUGGAGUACCCCUGAAGCAGCCACAUGCCAUUUUGAAACUUUAGAAAGCCUUAUUGGUUUUACUUUAGUGUUACAUGGUCUAAAGCAACUUUUUCUAAUUAUUGUUUUUUCAUUCUAAAGUGGUAUGAUUUAGCUGGUUUUAGAUUCUGAAAAUUGAAGUCUAGAAUACACAGAGAGCAGUAGGUUGGGCACUGCUAGUCUAGUAUUAAUAAUAAUUAAUCCAAAUACAAUCCAAAUUAUUAUUAGCGUUCCACCAUUAUGAACAUUUGUUUAAUAAAACUAGCCUUGCUAUCUACAGGCCCAUGCCUAUUUUGCAGUUGUUAACUUCAGCUUUAUUUGGAUUUGACAUCCAAACAUUGUAGUAGCUGACUUACAUGUUAUUUCCAAUACUUCAAAUAAUAUGUGGUGGUUUCAAGUGUGCCUUGAAUGUUUAUAUCUUUCAGAGGCAGUUUUAAAAAUAUAUAUUUUAAGACAGGCAUUAUUUGUUACUAAAAUGAAAUUAGUUUUUUAUUUUCUUUCUUUUUUAAAAAAGUGUUAGUUUUAGAAUUAUAUAAAUAAUUUCUAUAUUAAAUUCUUGAAAUCUGCACUGUUGAGAACAUUUGAAAAAUUGUACUGUUUUAUAUAAACUUUUGAAGUGAAGAAUGGAAAGAGGAUAUCUUAAGUAAAGUUUAAGAAAUUGUUGUUUUAUGUGAAAUUUGUUAAUAUCUAAAUGUUUAUCAAAAUAUGGCUUCUGUAUGAUUUGCAAGAUUAAGGGAGAAUGUUAGUAAAAAUUGUUUGGAGAAAACCUUGAUGCUUCUGCAGACCUGGUCUGAAUUUAAUGCUUAUAUCACGUUAAAAAUGCCAUUUUCAUUCAAGUUUCUGAUAGAUGUAAUUAUUACAACAGAGUACAAAGUAAUAUUGCCCUGUUUCCCCCUGUGGAGGCCUCAGAAAUCAAAUCAAAAUCCAUCAGAAAGUGUUAGAAUUGAGUAAAAAUAUUCAGGUGAGCGACAAUGAUGUUUCCCUUUUGCAUUAAACAAUCUCAAUGUGUUUGUAAUAACAGAAUAUUCUUGUGGUUAAAGCAACCAGGAAUGAUUGAAUUAGUAUAGUUUAGAGAUUUGCACAAUGCACUGAAUGUGCUAAACCAUACUGGGUAGCUUUUUGCAGGACACUAAGCUAUCAACUAUAUUUUAGCUUAAUAUGUUGUGGAAACAAACACCCAAAGUGCCUUCAUAUUUCACAUAAUAUCCACACGUCUAAUUUUGUAGCAGGGCUAUUGUAAGAGUUCAGUACAUGUAACAAUACAUUAGACAUAGAUUUACUGUGGAUAUAAGGUUAUUUCACUAAUUUUUCCCUAAGGCAAGUAUGCUUAGGUAUGAAGCCUUUUCGCAACUAAUGCCCAAUUUUGUAAUUUCCAUACCAGGAUUUGCCCUUGAAAAAAAAAGUAAUUUUCUGCUAAUUUUAUUUUUUAAUAUUUUUCUCACUGUCCUGUGAGUGGAAUAAUCAUCCUUAUGCCUCUGAAAAACUGCAGAUUUUUCAUAAGUCAUCCAAAUGAUAAUCCAUAUACUUUCUGUGACUCAAAAUGACUCCUCUCUUAAAGUUUUAUGAAUCCUGUGGGACACACAGUGACUAGUAUGCAAAAAUAUUAUAUAACUCUAGUGCACAAAUAUUCUCCUGAACGCUCAUCUAACAGUGUUUUAUCUUUAUUUAAAAAUGGUUUUCUGUCAACUUCAUUUUUUUCUUGAAUAUCUUUGUACAUAUUGCUGUGUGGACCAAUAUGUGUGAAUCUAAAGAUAAUGACAAAAUGGGGGUGAGUUCUGAGAGGAGAUCAUGGAAGGAGGAAAUGAGCCUGCUAUGCUCAAUAAUAUUUGAGAUCUUAUAUCAUCCUGGACAAAUGGUUUUUCAAUCCUUUCUUGAAAACCUUCAGUGAUGGUACC
Molecule: messenger RNA, 6124 nt
Organism: Thamnophis elegans (Western terrestrial garter snake)
Lineage: Eukaryota; Metazoa; Chordata; Lepidosauria; Squamata; Natricidae
Gene: PAQR8
Product: progestin and adipoQ receptor family member 8
Exons: 2
Coding region: 424-1485 (353 amino acids)
Biological process (GO): response to steroid hormone
Cellular component (GO): plasma membrane
Molecular function (GO): nuclear steroid receptor activity; steroid binding
Source: RefSeq, a predicted model, not a curated record